AUGGAGAGGCCGGGGCAAAAGGAAAAGGGGGGGGGGCCGAUAAAGCCGCUGACUGUCCGAAACCGCCGGCGCGAGAGGGGGAAGGGACAUUUGAAGAAGUCGUGGGACGGAGAACCACCCGAGAUAGCGGGAAGUUGUCCGAAACCGUCGGCGAAAGAGAGGGGUGCUGAUGAGGACAACAGGGGAUGUCCGACGGUUACAGUACGGUACUGCUGUUCCGAGACGGGACGGGACGAACGAGUUCUCGGGCGUUCGGUUCGUUCGUACGUACGUGGUAGCCGAGGUGGCGUCGUGGGAACUGCGUGCGAAGUGAGUCGUGGUAGGGUGGCAGUUGCAGUCGCAGUCGCAGUAGCUUGGGCUCGAAGCCUGACGAGAGAUGGUUCCGAUGACGUCGCGAAGGCAUUUGGGCGUACGAGAGGCGAGGAGGUUGAGGUCGAGGUCGAGGUCGAUGAGGAGGACGAGGAGGAAGAGGGGAGACUUUGGAGGCGGAUCGUUUUGUUGCGUUGCGUUUUGUUUCGAUUUGGUUCGUUGCGGAGCGCCGUGGAUUUAUUAAAUUCUUUCUCGCGCGUAACAGAUUCUUCUCCUUGA
Marchantia polymorpha subsp. ruderalis is the source of this 588-nucleotide messenger RNA. The record is from the annotation of a GenBank genome assembly. Lineage: Eukaryota; Viridiplantae; Streptophyta; Marchantiopsida; Marchantiales; Marchantiaceae.